Molecule: messenger RNA, 504 nt
Organism: Penicillium alfredii
Lineage: Eukaryota; Fungi; Ascomycota; Eurotiomycetes; Eurotiales; Aspergillaceae
Product: phosphotransferase family protein
Exons: 2
Coding region: 1-504 (167 amino acids)
Source: RefSeq, a predicted model, not a curated record
AUGGAUUUUGACGAUAUAAGCCUGGACGAGUUUGACAAGCUAAAGCAAGACUGGGGAAUCUGUGAGCCGACGAGCCGUUAUCGACACCGGGAUGACUGUCUCCUCCACUCAAUGCACUGUGGCUCCUUCAACUUUAGCUUCCGCCUAUACUGGGACGAUGGUGCCGAGGACUGGCUGAUCCGGUUCCCCUUGCCGGGGAAAUCCAUGAUCUUGGACGAAAAAGUCUGCCGAGAGGCCCUCCUUAUGCAGUAUGUUGCAAAUAAUACCUCGAUUCCCGUGCCCCGCGUCAUUGCCUAUGGGGCCGCGAGUGAGAAUCCGACGGGCUUGGGAUCUUUCCUCAUCAUGACCUGGAUCGAAGGGAAAAAGAUGUCGGACCUUCUCCGCAAAGAGGGUGACGCCUGUCAAAGAAAAAACACUCAAUCCGAUCAUCGGCCAGCAGAUCUUGCGAACCAUCUAUGGACAAAUGGCGGGAAUUCUGCUAGAGCUCUGGGCUCUCGACUUUGA